Messenger RNA from Condylura cristata (star-nosed mole), 1128 nucleotides. RefSeq names its product claudin domain containing 2 (gene CLDND2). NCBI's taxonomy places the organism in Eukaryota, Metazoa, Chordata, Mammalia, Eulipotyphla, Talpidae. Bases 370 to 1128 code for a protein of 252 amino acids. Gene Ontology annotation, cellular component: plasma membrane. The record is from RefSeq and is a predicted model, not a curated record. The transcript is spliced from 4 exons.
UGUUGAGGUGGAGGGAGGAGGGCAGAGCUGCAGGGGCCCGGGGGGCAGUUUCUAGAAGGUCGAGGUUUAUACCGUCAGGGCCCAGACCUGCCAUGGCUGCUGAGUUGUCAUGGAGCCAGGACAACUGUGUGUCACAUGCACGCUGUUAUCUCUUUAAAUGGCCUCUGGGGAGGGGGUUCUGGAACCCCUGCGGCCUCACAGAGACCUGUCUCCCUCCCCCUCCUCCCUGGGAGCUGUGUCUAAGAAGACCUGGGAGCAGGUGGGAGUCACUUAGGUGAGUAUAUGCAUGGGGGAGGGGGUAUGGACUGGCCAAAGGGACACCCCACCCGGGAUGGAGGUCUCUGGGUGACAAGAAUCUCCUAAGUGGUGAUGCCUGGGGACGAGGCCUCCAUCCCAGUGGGGGCUUGGGGAGGGGGAGGAGGCUUUGGGAUAGGGAGGAACCCUGAAGGAGGAGGCUCUCCAGAUUCCCAGAAGUGGGGACCCAGGGUGACCGUCUGGGACGCUGAGGGACCAGUGGAAGGAGAGGGCAGGGGCCCUCUUGCAGGAGAGGGGCGUGGAAAGAAGGUGCCAAGCUGGGUCAGGCUCUGGGCCGAUCCUGCCCUGUGGCCCUCCCGCAGGCCCCCUGGCAUGGGGGUGAAGCGGAGCCUCCAGAGCGGGGGCACCAUCCUGGGCUUCUUGGCCAACACAGUCACCAUCCUCUCCACUGCCUCCAACUACUGGACCCAGCACCACGGGGGCCACAGUGGCCUGUGGCAGGACUGUAACAACGGCGUCUGCUCCAACAUACCCUGCCAGACCAUGCUGACGGUCACUGGGGCGUGCAUGGUGCUCUCGGCGGGCUGCGGCCUCGUGGGCUUGGUGAUGGCGCUGCGGAUUCUGUGCCACCAGGGCAACUCGCGGGGCCAGGCUACGAGCAUCAUCUUCUUCUUCUGCGGCCUGCUGCUGCUGAUCGCCUUGACAGGUUACACCGCCAAGAAUGCGUGGAAAAACAACAUCUUCUUCUCCUGGUCCUAUUUUUCGGGGUGGCUGGCAUUACCCUUCUCUGUUCUCGCGGGAUUCUGCUUUCUGUUGGCGGACAUGAUCGUGCAGAGCACCGACGCCAUCAGUGGGUUCCCCGUGUGCCUGUGA